AUCGCAUUACCAAACCAAAUAGCCAUUGGUCUUUGGACCGUGCACCCAACGCAAGGAACUGAAUCCCUUCCGUCUCCCACACAGAGAGAGAGAGGCAUCCCACCCAUGGCGGCUUCGAAGCUCCAAGCUUUCUGGAACCACCCGGCCGGACCUAAAACCAUUCACUUCUGGGCACCAACUUUCAAAUGGGGCAUCAGCAUAGCCAACGUUGCCGACUUCUCCAAACCACCAGAAAAGCUUUCGUAUCCUCAGCAAAUAGCGGUUGCAUGCACUGGAAUUGUCUGGUCACGUUAUAGCACCGUAAUCAUUCCGAAGAAUUGGAACCUUUUUAGUGUAAAUAUUGCAAUGGCAGGGACGGGACUCUACCAACUUUCACGCAAAAUAAGGCACGAUUAUUUCUCCGAUGAAGAAGUAGCUGUUGCACAAGAAUGAUGACGAAAAGUUAUAAACUUCCUUUUGCCUCCUUUCCUUGCAUAUUAUUCAAUAACCUAUACUAUCAUGCUUCUAUCCUUGUGUACUUGUAACUUUGUUGAUUGUCACUCUACUGGUAAACAAGCUAUAAAUAAUUGAGCCCUUGAGCAUUCCAAGUUCCCAAA
Molecule: messenger RNA, 596 nt
Organism: Carya illinoinensis
Lineage: Eukaryota; Viridiplantae; Streptophyta; Magnoliopsida; Fagales; Juglandaceae
Product: mitochondrial pyruvate carrier 4-like
Exons: 5
Coding region: 106-432 (108 amino acids)
Biological process (GO): pyruvate import into mitochondria
Cellular component (GO): mitochondrial inner membrane
Source: RefSeq, a predicted model, not a curated record